This is a messenger RNA of Rubroshorea leprosula, 723 nucleotides long. The record is from the annotation of a GenBank genome assembly. Lineage: Eukaryota; Viridiplantae; Streptophyta; Magnoliopsida; Malvales; Dipterocarpaceae.
UUCGACCAACCAGAAUAAGUUAAUUAACUAGCAGAGAGUAUCUGUUGAUUCAUUGACAUGGGAUUUUCUGAUGAACAGGAGUUCAAGAUUAGAAACAAACAUGUCAACAAUUUGUGGCAUUGUGUCACGACUGACGAAGACUUCUCAUCUUGAUAUCAUAUACUAGAUUCUUCAAGGUUCAAUCAGUUUGUCUGAUGACCAGGCAACAAAACUGUCAACUCUUUGUUGUCUUAUUCAGUUUACCUUGGGUACAUUUCACUUCAGAUUGCCAUGGUCAUAUCACCAAGCAAAAGAAAAAGAAAAUCUAGCAAGUUUGAGUGCCAGCCUGACCUUCUGCUGGCUGUUGUAGCUUUUUCCAAACCAAUCAGUGUUCACCACACCCCAAGCUCGUGAAUCUGCAUCUAUCAUAUCACUCCAUUCCCAGAAAGGGAUCGAUUUUUCUUCUUCCUAGCAACACAUACGUGUCCAGGCAUUCUUACAUUGGACGCGAAUCAUUUCUUUGCUGGCAAUGGCAUGAGAUCUGAAGAAAGUUCUCGACCUCUUAUCAGGACCAGGUAUUUUUUCUUCUCCUUUAUUUUAAUACUGUGCUUUGAUCAUCCUCAUGCUACGUUGUUUUUAAAAUUGUUGAGAUUGUUGAACGCAAACUGAAAAUAGGAAAUUUUUUUUGUUUAAUUAGCUUAAAAUAGUAACAGCAGCACACCAUCCACACAUGCUUUAGAUCUC